AUGAGGAAUGUAGAGCUAAGUAAGAAAUUGGCAGGCGAACUGCAAGUCAACACUCAAGGUGAAACAAAGAACAUAACAUACAAUUUAGGAAAUAUAAUCAUGGAUGGAGACACUACAACCAUAGCCCAUGUUCAUAAGGAAGUCGAUCCAAACAUUAGCAUAUGGUSUGAUAUUGGUCAUGCCAAAAAGGCACUGCAUAGUCAUCUGUUGAAAAUUGGAKCUAAGCAUAAGUCCUUGAGCAAAACCGUAACAGAAUACCUCACAAAAUGUUUUGGGUAUGUUCUGACUCAAAAUAAAGGCAACCCUCAAGGUAUAGCACAUGGCUGUAAGGUGAUUCCACAACAUGCAUUUGGAGAUCACAGUUCAUGUGGAACUUGGUGCCAAUACGUUUUUGAUAUCUUUGCUGGUUAUGCAGACAAACUUGCCCCCUUAGGUUCUACUCAAAGCAAUGAAGGAGUUAACAACAGCAUUACUGUCGUAGCCCCAAAUCGAAUCCACUUCAGUGGUUCAGAGAGUCUGGCAACCAGAGUGGGAUUAGCUGUUGCUACAAAAAACAAUGGCUAUGGAGUGAUCAGUCAGCUGAAUGAAGCAAACAACUUAUCUCCAGGAAGAAUUACGAUGAAUUUUAAUUCAGAAAGAGAUAGACAAUAUAGCAUGAGGAAGCACAGAGAAAGUACCAAGCAGUACAAGAAAAAUAGAAUYGUUAGAAGAAAACAAAGAAGUAUGAAUACAAAGGAGUCCGAAGUUCUGGAGGGUCCUACAUAUAAAAGCGGAGUUCAAUUUAGCACCAAAGAUCAAUUAGAUGAUUUGACAAAUAUCCCAAAUCCAGUGUUUGCUCCAAAUUAA
Actinia tenebrosa (Australian red waratah sea anemone) is the source of this 846-nucleotide messenger RNA. RefSeq lists its product as uncharacterized. The record is from RefSeq and is a predicted model, not a curated record. NCBI's taxonomy places the organism in Eukaryota, Metazoa, Cnidaria, Anthozoa, Actiniaria, Actiniidae.